AUCACCCUCGGUCUCGCGACAGCUGCUUAACAUAAAAUGGCUACAAUGUAACAUCUUUGCCUUUUGAUGUCUCUCGCGGCUGCUCCGGGAGAACUGGGGAUCUAAAGCCAGAACAAAAGCCCCUCCCCUGCGGGACCUGCCAGAGACAUGCAUCACCAGGAGAAGAGCCCCUCGCCGGUGCCCGGCAUUGCCCGCUCCGCCACGGCACUCGCUUACCACGAGCACUACGGUCCCGUCAAGAGCAAAGCCCUGAAGACUGAGAAAGACGCGGCGUUGCCCUCCUUCUCCUUGGGCGCAGGCUACAAUGACCCGGCUGUGUCGGGCAGCCAGAUGCACCCAACAGGAAGUGGAGGCAGCGGGGCACAAGCUCAGGACCUGCGGCUCUCGAAGCGCAGACCCCUCCCAGGGAAGCACUACCAGUGCUCCAGCUAUGGCUGCAAGCUAGCCUUCCACAGCAUGCAGGAGCUCAUGGAUCACAUGAGAGUCCACUACAGACCCACCCAGUCCCUGGAGGGUAAAAUAUUCCACUGCCCCACCCAGGGCUGCACGGAAACUUUCCCCAGCAUGCAGGACCUGGUGGCUCACAUGAAGGUGCACUACAAGCCGAACCGCUACUUCAAGUGUGAGAACUGCCUGCUGCGCUUCCGGACUCACCGCUCCCUCUUCAAGCACCUGCACGUCUGCUCCGACAGCGCCAGCAGCCCGGCUCCGGCGCAGAAAGCCGAGAGGCCCCCCGCACCUGCUACCUCCGGACUGGAGAAGGACCCCCCGGCCAAGCCGCUGGAGGGGCUGCCCAAACUCCAGAGCGUCAUCCGGCACAUGGAGAAAGAAGCCAUCCUCCCCAGCAUGGACGCUGUCUCCACCGCCGUGCCAGCCUCACUCCCCACUAGUCUCCCUGGUCUCCACGGCUCCCUGGAGUCCAUGCCUCUGGUCUCUCCGGCCUCCCACCCGUUCCCUCUGCUGGAGCCCUCGCUCUUCGGGCCGUCGUCCUUGACCCGGUUCUCGGGCCAGCCUCACUCCUCGGUGCCGGGGUCUUUCCUGUCCUACAUGCACCCCUCUCCCUACAGCUUACCUCAGGCUUCAGUUCAGCAUCGCCUCAGGCAGUAUCUGCCCAGCCAAGGCCUCCCCGUCUCCAACGCUGUGUGGAAGAAAAGUCAAGGUGUGUGCGUCGGCCCACGCCUCCCAUGCUUUGGCUCAGGUGUGACUUCAGGCCACUCCUCCAACAGCCGCAUCGUGUGGGAGCACACGCGAGGGCGCUACACCUGCAUGCAGUGCCCGUUCUCCAGCGCCUCGCGGGAAGAGAUGACGCUGCACAUCGACGAUCAGCACAAGAAUCCACCCCUGCCCAGCCGGCUGGAUGGAGAGAUGGACUUCGGCGUCGGCCUCGCCUCCUUCCACUCAAAGCUCCCGCCGGAGAUGGAGAACUCCCUGUACUCGCAGCUCUGAUGCUCCUGCUGAGCCAGGGGUGGGGAGGGAGGGAGGUGUGCAUGGGAAUGCCAUAGGACCAGGGGUACGUAAAAGCCAGUGCUGCAGCAGGAACCUACCCCCCCUCUUCUGCCGGCGCUGUGUUUGCACCCCUCCCCUCACCUGUAGCCAUGCCACUGACUUCAAGCUGUGCACUGCAAAGAGUUUGGGCAGGGAGAGGCUUUUCCUUGGGGUUUUAGGUGUUUUUUUCUUUUGGGAAACUUAAAUUUAAGUCCUGGAAGCUUGUGUAUCCCCCCCUACUCCAGAUCUUAUUGCUUCAGGCACAAGGGUUCUCUGUAGAGCCUGGUAGAGUUGCUCAGGAGUUAGUGGACUUCUUCGCGGGGAUGAGGUCGCUAAGAAAUAAAUGGGAAUUGGACAGAAGGGUCUGCGUCUGCUCUGCGUGGUGCUGCCUUGGGCCUGGCCUCUCCCUGGGCGUGGAACAGGGGGCUGAGCAGCAGGGCUCUAAGCACAGGCUGCAGCUGGGUAAACACUGGUGUGAGUUUCCUUUGGGGGAUGGAGUUGGAGGUGGGUACCCUGCAUGGGGAGGGCUCGAGGGGAGCGGGGCUGGCUAGGCAGUAGCCUCAGGGCAGGAUAAUUGAUUUGGAACAGGGUAAUGGCAGGGCCUGGCCUGGCCGAGCCACCCCUGCUUCCCUCAGAGCACUGUGCCAGGAAGCUGGGGACAAGGCCAACCUGCAGAAUUCUGCUUUUUGGGGAGCAGGAAGCUGACAGCACCAAGCUCGGCCGAGGGAGCUGGCCAGAGCAGGAUUGGUGUCUUCCGCUGGCAGCGCCUUCAGGCUGGGACCUGCUGUGCGAACACCCAGCCCCUCUUUGCCCUUCGGUGCUUAUGCUCUACGAAAACCAGGCAGAGCCCGCUGUGCCUCCCAGCAGGGGAGACAGAGGCAGAGCGGGGGUGGGUCUGGUUUUCAAAAGGGCUCCCCCUUUUUCCCCCCAUCCCCAGCUUUGCUGCUGUGUGAAACUGGCCUCCUCAGUC
Molecule: messenger RNA, 2455 nt
Organism: Mauremys reevesii (Reeves's turtle)
Lineage: Eukaryota; Metazoa; Chordata; Testudines; Geoemydidae
Gene: ZNF414
Product: zinc finger protein 414
Exons: 9
Coding region: 148-1446 (432 amino acids)
Source: RefSeq, a predicted model, not a curated record